Messenger RNA from Entamoeba invadens IP1, 1692 nucleotides. RefSeq lists its product as hypothetical. Lineage: Eukaryota; Evosea; Mastigamoebida; Endamoebidae. The record is from RefSeq and is a predicted model, not a curated record. Bases 1 to 1692 code for a protein of 563 amino acids. The transcript has a single exon.
AUGAACGCAGAAGGACUUGAGUCAGACAAUAACAUCCGAGCUAUAACAGAGGAAAUCAAUGGACUUAUCGAUCAAGUUGGGACAAAUGUUGACGAGAUCCAAACAAUGGAGAUAUACAGAACAGUUCAAAAAGCCCUUCGUGAAUUAGUGACGACAACCGACGUCACCCAGCUACUGAAGAAUUUAGUGUUUACUUAUAACAAACGACACUUAAGUCCUCAAACGUUUCCAAUAGCUGUAACUGAAGUGUUUGAAACAGUGAAAGUGUCUUUAGUUAAUGUGAACACAUAUAUUGGAGCAUGUAAAAUGCUUCUUUCUCUUCUUUUAAUAGCACCAGAGAAAGAAGCCAUCGUCGAGUUAGUUAAAGACGUGACGAAGUAUUUCUGUGAGGAGCUUUCAAGGCUUUGCGAGAUCAACGAAGUCAAGAAGCCGAUUUUUCUCUUCUUACUUAAAAUCGUCAAAAAGCUUAUUCUUCACUUUAAGUCGCCGACUCUGAUUACUUCCAAAGACUUUUUAAUAACACUCAACAUCGUCGCAACAAAGCUGAUUCUUCUCCAGAACUGUGAAAUUGAAUCAAAAGAAUUGGACAGAACGAUUGAGCUCUCCAUACAAAACGAACAAGUUGUUUCUGAUAUGCCAACGUCAUUGCCGUUCCCCGUGAACUUCAAAUACGUCUUAUUUUCAACUCUUAAACCGAUCGAAAGACUCACAUCAACUCUCAUUCUAUUGACACAAAGCGUUGUGAUGACACAACAAAUAUACGAAGAAAUGUAUUGCAAUACAUUAGAGCAUUUAGUGGAGUUGAUGAAAUCAUUUUCAAAGCUUAUUUCACUGUUAGACUUGUUCCUCACAGGCAAUAGAUUAGUUCAGUUGUUUUCCUCGAGAAUUUUAUAUGUUGUACUUUCGUUGGUUCCGGUGCUCCAACGGAAAUGCAUUGUCGACACACUUCAAAAUGACAUUUCCGUGUUACUUGCGCUCUUACUUAAUGAUCCAGCGAACGAUGAAAUACUCAACGAAGUAUAUAUUAAGUACUUGGGGGCACUUCCAGGCAACGACAAUUUAGUGCGGUUCCUCUGUAGUCGUCGUGAGAUCGGAUUUUUCAUUCGAGAAGUUGGGAAUUUUGAUAUGCAGUCGAUUGGAAAUGUGGUGACGCCACAGACACUCCAAUUUUUACCAAAAGAAGCACUGGUGUCGAUCAGUGACGCAAUUCGCGCGAAAAUGCCAUCUCUGACGGCUUCCCGAGUGCUCUCCGUUAUUAUGCGGUCACUCCCAAGUUACACACAAACUGCAGUGGAGAGGGGUGUUGGGGACACAAUUGAAUAUGCUCCUUUACUUGUCUGUCUGAACAAAGAGUGUUGUCAAACGAUCAUUCGUGGAUUUCAAUGUGAUGGACUGGAACAUUGCUUUUGGCUUGCAUUCUUUUUCAAAUACGCCACAGUUGGUGAAGGCGAAGAAGUAAAAGAAGUUGGGGAAGGUCUGAAAGAGCAGUUCAUUGCCUUUUUGAGAGCAGAGGCGACGGGAGAAGUGGUUCCGCUUGUCUCGAAGGUAGUUGUGGUCAACAUCAGUAGUAUUCAAGUGAUAGAAGACAUUGAGAAAAUGAUGUUGAAUGCAAGGGAAUUAGUUUUAAAGAAUGGGGAUGCUUCUGAUGUGUGGAACAAAUUCAUCACAAAGGUAGUGGGGUGGAAAAUUUGA